Molecule: messenger RNA, 1477 nt
Organism: Styela clava
Lineage: Eukaryota; Metazoa; Chordata; Ascidiacea; Stolidobranchia; Styelidae
Source: RefSeq, a predicted model, not a curated record
ACUUCAUAACUAUUACAAGCCGGUAGGCGCCCAGGAUCUCCGCUUAUAGUUGAGGCUCGCACUCAAACAACCGGUUGACAUCAAAAGAAAUUUGAGGAUCUCUAACGGAGGCGCGAUUCGAAAAUCAGAAAUCGCAUACUUUGAGGAAAUCAACUUUUAAUAACAUAUCACUAUACAAAUUGAAAUCAACUGCGAAUGAAGAUUUUGUUAAUUUAACAUGGCCGAGAAAAAUGAACUAAACAUAGAAAUUGGGUAUCUUUGUGCGAAUUCGAUAUCGACGGUAUUGCUUCUCUACAUCACUAUCUGUCAAAUGAUCAUCUUUAUCAGGAAACGUUUGUACAAGACAAGAAUUCGAAGCGUAAAAGAUGUCUUGAAGCCUUCAAAUAUACAACUCCCCAUGAAUGUUACGCUCGUCGUUUCAGGGAUCUUUGGUAUUUCAUUGAGUGCUUGCUUGACUGCGGUGAAUAUCGAUAAAGUGACUUUCUAUAACUGUUUUAUGAAACUCCAUAAAGAUGAAAUGGACAUUGAAAUGCAAAUUUCUAGCGGGUUGGAACUAAAUAGUGAAUUCGAAAAAUGUCAUGACCGCACUGACUUGUCCAAGUUAUAUUUAACCGCACAUCUAUUGUACACGUGCUUGAUAACAUCUGUCUACAUGGUUCUGUGGUUUCGACAAACGAUGUUUAAUACGGAGCCAACUUUAAAACGACUUUCGUCUAAAUAUUUAAGAAUCUUCAGUUAUUUCCAAGGAUGCUUCAUUAUAAUAUCAGGCCUGUUAAUGGGAAUAAUAUGGAUAUACCAUCUAGCAAAUAUGGACUACUAUGAAGAUUUAGGAAUCCUCACUUACGUCUUUUUGAGCAUUCAGCUUGAGAUACAGAUUGCAAUCCUCAUUCUCUUUUUAGUUCCGUUAAUAAAGCACCAACGACGCCAAAAAUUUCUACAUCAAAAUCAAAAACCUCCUGAUCGUCUCAUACGACUGAUGAAACGUUGCACUGCAGCUACAAUUGUUGCUAUGGUAACAGACAUAGCAACAAUCGUAGUAUUUCAAAUCGCGUUUGAAUAUUUGAUGUCGAUUAAUGCUUUUAUAAAUAUAUGUUGCGUCCUAUUCUGCUAUGCCGACUGGAGAGAAAAAUUCUUUCCAUGUCUUGUAUUAUGUAAAAAUGAUAAAGCGAAAGCCGAACAAGUUACCCCGGGCAAUGAUAAUAGACGUGAAAUGUAAUUUGAGCCAAAACAGUAUUUAUUGUUGGGGUUUUGUUGUUAAAGCCUCAAGCCUGAAAUUAAUGACAUCUCAGUUCAGAGAUAUCUUAUUCAUACCCGUUAUCACAAUUCGUCUAAGUCAACAUUUCCCAAGCAGGGAGAAAUCCCUCCCCAGUGAAGACGGAUAUCUAGAAAUUACUCUGUAUUCAAUGUCAUUUUGCUGAUUUUGUUAUUUUUAUUGUUUUUCAGUAUGACUGUUAACUUAAUAAUACAUGUUUAUGCU